GCUGGAACUUUCUCAGAAAAAGAGGUACGACAAAUUUAUAGAGUAGUCUUUAAUGAUAGUGUGUAUAGCUUGUAAGUGUGUGUUUGUGUUUAAGAGUUAAAUCUCCAACCCCCCCAUCCUGUGAGAGCAUUAGAAGCUGGGUUAAGCCUGCUGCAAAGCUUUGUGGGUAAUGAGAGCUGACAGGUACAGGCAGCAGUGUGGGCUAUGCUGUUCUGCUGUCUUUAGACCAGGUCAGAAGGAUGAUGUGAGCACAGUGUGAGGCCGGAGAGAUUGUGAAUCUCCUGUAAAGCAGGUGUGGAGGUUUGGCUGUCGUAGCUCCACAGAGCAGAGUCACUCUGUGGGAAAGCAGGUUUGGACUGAGGUGCUGGAAUAAUAGUGAGAGCACAAAUUCAUUUUCAUCCGUUUGCUUUGUGUACAUAAGCUCCACACUGAAAUAUGCUCCUGAAACAAAAGGAAGUUAACAUAUCCAGCUUGAUCCUGCUGUUCACUAACCUCCAGCUCCAGACUGUCUCCAGCCUUCCUGGACAGAUGGGUGGGGACCUCUGUAAUGGUUUAAUUGGAUCACAGGUCAGGACUAAUCAGUGAAGAAAGGGCGUAGUUAGCCACUAUAACAUAAGACACAUGCUCAUCAUGUCAUGUUUGGAGACUGCAUGACCCAAACUGUGGCCUCCAGCAGCCAGGUCAUACUUGUAGUGCUAUCUAAAUAGUAAUAUACAUACAUACAUUGAAAAAUGUAUAUUUCUAAGACCCAAGACCCAAAAUCAAAGUGGGAUUUUUUGACUGUUCUGUCUGGAAUAAUAAUCCACUCACUCUGGUUUUCUCUCAUUAUCAAGUUUACUUAGCCUAACUGCUGAUUUCAAGGUUUUUGUGCUCUUGUCAGCUUUCUGUCCUUCAGCUUGGACUCAACAGUAAAAUUAUCUUGUGUUCAGAGCCCCACGACUGGAGCAGCAUUGUUUUUGUAAUAAAUCAAGGGUGUGACAUUUCCUUCAGCUCUCCAGUCCUUGGCUUUGUUUCACCGGACUGAAAGUCCAAAAUUUAGAGUACAUUGAAAUGGAUUGCAGGACAAGACUCUGGUCAGUCAGGACUUGUUCAUCCACAGCUGAUAAUUGGAAAAUAAAUGACAAAUGAAGGAAAAUGGAAGUUUUUCUCUUAAAUGUCAACUGUCAAAUAUUUAGUUUUAUUGUGCCAUUGUUUUUCAAAGCAAAGCAGUAAAUAGGAAAAAUCACUUCCCUUUAAGUUUUGAUUAAAAGUGAGAUAUAUUCUUGAGACUUUUGAUUGUCCAUAUAAAACCAUGUGUAACUCUGCUGCCUCCUGUCCCAGCUGUCUAGUCUGUCCAUCGAGGACCAGGAGGACACUCAGUUUCCCUUCGCCAUGAGGGAUCUGCCUCCUGUCUCACCGGGUCACCAGGCACCAGUCAACCGUGAGGCAGACGGCACUGGGACAGCAACCAACGGGAGACUCCCCAGCCUUCCCGGGACUCCCCCUCUGCACCGUCCCAUCCCCUGCCUCCUUGGAUCUCCGAUCGUCCCUCCCAGACCAAAUCGCGUGGGAGUGGAUGCAGAGUUUCAGCCCCUGCCCCUGAGGAGGCAGCUCGUGUCUCAGGUGUCUCUGGACUCACCGCUCAGCCCGGCCUCUCGUCCACGCAGUCCAUGGGGACGGUUUGACCCCUAUGACUCUCCAGAGGAUCAGGACAAGGAGUAUGUGGGUUUUGCCACAUUGCCCAACCAGGUUCAUAGAAAAACAGUGAAGAAAGGUUUCACAUUUACACUCAUGGUGGCGGGAGAGUCUGGCCUCGGUAAAUCCACACUAAUCAACAGUUUGUUCCUCACGGACCUCUACAAAGACAGAAAGGUUCCUAAUGCAGAGGAACGGAUCAAUCAAACAGUCGACAUCGUCAAACACACUAUUAGCAUUGAGGAGAAAGGAAUCAAAUUGAGGCUCAGCAUCAUAGACACGCCAGGGUUCGGAGACGCCAUCGACAACACAGAGAGCUGGAAGCAAAUCGAAGACUACAUCGACCAGCAGUUUGAACAGUACUUCAGAGAUGAGAGUGGCUUGAACAGAAGGAACAUCCAGGACAACAGAGUUCAUUGCUGUCUCUACUUCAUCUCUCCAUUUGGCCACGGUCUUCGACCUCUAGAUGUGGAGUGUAUGAGGGCCUUGCAUGAAAAAGUCAACAUAGUUCCCAUAUUGGCCAAAGCGGACAGCCUGACAGAAGCAGAGGUCUGCAGAAAGAAGAUGAAGAUCAGAGAGGACAUCAGGCAGUUUGGGAUCAACAUCUACCAGUUUCCCGAGUGCGAUUCAGAUGAAGAUGAAGACUUCCAGAGACAGGACCAGCUGCUGAAGGACAGCAUCCCGUUUGCAAUAAUCGGGAGUAAUGUUCAAGUGGAGAGUAAAGGUCGCAAGUUCAGGGGUCGUGUAUAUCCCUGGGGUGUGGUAGAAGUGGAGAACCCGGCUCACUCCGACUUCCUGCUGCUGAGGAACAUGCUGGUGAGGACGCACAUGCAGGAUCUGAAGGACGUGACGCGGGAAACGCACUACGAGAACUACAGAGCACAGUGCAUCCAGAACAUGACGCGCAUGGUGGUGCAGGAGAGGAAACGCAGUUUGCGUGAGAAGCAUCGAGACGGGAGCGAGGCAGAUUUUCCUCUGCCACUGGCCGUCGUCGACGCUGAGAAGGAAAGACUCAUCUACGAGAAAGACGAAGAGCUGAGGAGGAUGCAGGAGGUGCUGGAGAGGAUUCAGGAGCAGAUGCAGAGAGAUGGCUGCUGAUUCUCCCAUAAUUCCCCUGGAGAGGAGACAAACGAGGAGCACCCAGGAACACAGAGGACGCCCUGUGUAUAAAAUCAGAUGUUAAAACAGUUGGAACUUGUAUGAAAAGGAAAUUAGCCAUAUUGCAUUCAGGCCCUUGUCUGAUUCCAGUUUCCUAGGAAAACGUACCGUGUGUGAGACUGGAACCAGUGAUGUCAAUGUUUCUGUGGGUCUACGCACAGGAGGGGGUUAUGAGUAAUUGUAGGCUGCCCAGGCUUGCAGAGGAGCCAACACUCCCAAAUUCCAACAGUGUGUCUUGCAAACCAGGGUCCUGUUCUUCAAACAUGAUUUAAAUAAUUCAGGCUAAAAUAAUCCUGUUAAUUCUCAUACAUGUCAUUUGUUUCUUUGUAAGCAGUUUGAGGAUUGAUCUAUUAUUCCUAGAUGAAGUUAUCUUGUGCUCACGCUCAUAUGAAUGGCUGAGUGCAGUUACAUGAGGUGUUCUCAUACCAUAGUUAUAUCAACACUCUCUAUCUCGGAGGAAGUGAGCCGUUUGUAGCUGGAAAUUACUUCAUAUAGGCUAUGGGAUUCACCCUGAAACGUCUUGGUCGUGAUCCAACCCAAUAUCAUUAGACUGUACUUCUGCAGGUUUGGGCUUAAGGGCUUGUUGCUAUGACAACAACUCCAGUUGAAUUUUAAACCAUCUUUGAAAGACCAAAAAAAUCCACACGAAGGUCAAUUCUAAUCUGGAUAACUCAUUAAUCCAUAUAGAAAGAAAGAUCCCGAGCGUGAAGCAAGCUGAUUGGCUGAUCCAACUCCUGUCAGAAGGCUGAACUUUACACUCUGUGUAAGGAUAAUAAAAGGAUAACAGAGACAUGAUGCACGGUCCAGCCUUAAGCAGCCACAGAUUUGUUGUUCGUAUGAUUCACUCCAUCUGAAGACAGAGGUGUUGUACUGCCACAAUUAAUUACUUGUUUUCUGUUUGUUUUAUUAAUAUGUUCUAGGACAGCUCUUCAAUUAGGAACUUUGACACUGUAACACUGUCAUCUACUGGUCAUUGUAGUGAUGCUGGGUUUUAAAUAUGUAAACCACAAUUUUCGUGUUUUAUUACAUGACUCACCUGUUGUUUUUCCUUUUUUUGUACUUUUAAUCUUUAAUUAUGCCGUUUUGUAAGGACAAGAAAAAUAUCAAUAAAAAGGCUUUUUAACUGCA
Messenger RNA from Seriola aureovittata, 3960 nucleotides. It is a transcript of the gene septin4a, whose product is annotated as septin 4a. Lineage: Eukaryota; Metazoa; Chordata; Actinopteri; Carangiformes; Carangidae. The record is from RefSeq and is a predicted model, not a curated record. The transcript has 11 exons. Gene Ontology annotation, cellular component: septin ring; microtubule cytoskeleton; septin complex. Gene Ontology annotation, molecular function: GTP binding; molecular adaptor activity; GTPase activity. Bases 1372 to 2772 code for a protein of 466 amino acids. Gene Ontology annotation, biological process: regulation of exocytosis; cytoskeleton-dependent cytokinesis.